UUGUAAACACAUGUUUUGUUUACUAAAUUUUUCUGGGGAACAUUUGAACAUUUUUGAAAGAUUACUGUUUGAUCAUCGGUCCAUUCAUUAUGUCUGAUAUUGAAGUUGACGACGAUGAUUUAAAGAACAUAGUGAAAUUAUUUGUAGCUCUUUGUAGAAAACGACCGUUUGACCACGAUGCCACUAGUACGAUAAAGACUUUAUCAAGUCGUUUAAAACCAGAAACCCACAGACUCGAUGAAGUACUAGAAUGGUAUGAAGAUAUAAAACUAAAAGUUACAUUCAAUCAUAAAGCUGCUGACAGUUUAGAAAAUGUGAAACAUGAUCCACGAAUGUGUAAAAUGUCAGUAAAUAUCAUGUCGUUGUUACGGCAAUGUGUUUUAACACAUCGAUGGUCGGAGUCGGUACAACUUCUACAACCUCUAUCAGAAGAAAUUUAUACAACAUUGUCUCCUGUCUGGAAAGUGAGUAUGGAAGUGAUGUUAAAGAGUCCAGAUCAGUAUCAAGAUAUAGUAGAAAAAAUGGUCAGGAGAUUAAGUCACUGUGCAUAUGAUCUAGAUAGACAUGAAAUAGUGUUAGAUUAUCUACUGUAUCUAUUAUCACAUGGUCAGUAUAAAAAUAUACAAGAUCUACCUGGAGUUAAAGAGAACAUUCGAUCAACUAUAACAGAAAGAAUUAGUGAAGUAAAGAAUCUAUAUUCAGCCUAUGCUGGUUUGAUGUGGUAUGGUGAAUGGUUGAGAUUGAAGGAUGAGUACGAUAGACAGAAAGAUGGUAGUCCAGACACGGAUAUAAAUACACUGUCAUCAUCUUUUAUUGGCAACCAAACAAGCAACUUAAGAUCUAAAAUGGACAAUUUAGCCCACAGAAUCAGUGAAUUAUGGAUUGGUUUAGUGGAUAAAACAGGAGUAUGGGAUAUCUUCCUUUAUAAACUCAUUGAAGUUUAUGAAGAACAGGGGAAGCUGGAAGAAGCAGAAGAUAUUUUAAAGAAAUAUAAAGAAAAGAAUGAUAUGAAUAUCAGUAUUUAUAAACAGAUGUACUAUUUCUAUGUACGGCAUCAAUAUCCUCAAGUAGAUAUUAUAAACAGUUUAAAGGGGCUUGUUAAAUUAGAUCCCUCAUCAUCAAAAGUUCUAGAUUUAUCUGAGUAUUUAAUAGUACAAGAUCCACCUGAGAUAGAUUAUUUAACGUCCAUUUUGUUUUGUAUGAUGGAUUAUUCAAUAUGGCAGAAUGAUGUAAAAACCUGGACAUAUUUUACUAAUCACAUUCUUCAAGUUUUUAUAAAUUAUCCAGAUAAUGUCAAGUUUUUGCGAAAACAAUGGAAAAAUAGAGAUGAUAUUUGGCCUGAUUUUCAUUUUCAUAUAAAAAGUGUGGAUCCGAGAUGGACAUCACAGAAUCUUUUAGAACAGAAAGCACUAUGUUGUGCUUUGUUCAAUAAUAUAGAUAAUGAAUAUACAACAGCAGCCAAACAAUAUUUACAACCUGAUUAUUGGCUUAAAAUACAAAAUACACUUGAUAAAUGUCUAAAUACUUGAUAUGACAUCAAUAAGGUUGUUUUUUUUAAAGCUGAUACAUAUCUCAUUAAAUGACAUGGGUCAGACUUGUAUACAGUUAAUAUGUGUGAGUGACAUCACAUGUAGAAGGCAUACUUGAACUUAUAAAGGUCAGUUAUCUUAUACAGAGGUAUAAGAACAGAAGGUGAAACAGAUUGCUCAAGUAUAUCUGUGGUAUUGUUGUUGUACAUUGUCCUAUGUGUUACACAUGAAGGAUUGUCUUUAAUGUUCCUGGUAGAGACACAUCAUCUUAAAAUUUAGUUCUGUGGGAUCAAUGAUGAAAGUUCCACUACAUAUGACUCCCUUUCCCGCGAAAGGCUUCUAAUUGAAUAAACAAAAUAUUUCAGGCAACAACUGACCAUCUUGACCAUAGCUGGAACAAAUUCUAUUCAUACCAAAUUUGUAUUGUGACUGACA
Messenger RNA from Patella vulgata (common limpet), 1964 nucleotides. RefSeq names its product TATA box-binding protein-associated factor RNA polymerase I subunit A. Gene Ontology annotation, biological process: transcription by RNA polymerase I. The coding region runs from base 90 to 1529 and encodes 479 amino acids. The record is from RefSeq and is a predicted model, not a curated record. The transcript is spliced from 12 exons. Lineage: Eukaryota; Metazoa; Mollusca; Gastropoda; Patellidae. Gene Ontology annotation, cellular component: RNA polymerase I transcription regulator complex.